AAGACCAAGACCUUGGUGUUGAUGUGAGAUCAAAUAGUUUUGUUUAGGGUAGGUUGAUCCUUUAUUCGGCUGUUUACUGGGCCAGACAAAAUGGGGAAAAAAGUGGGUUAGAUUGAACUUAUCAUACAUUCAUAAGUGGGGUGGUUGCAAUCAGUUUGUCGUCCGCCAUUAUUCUCGCAACCUCUCAACUUGCUGAUGGUCUCGCUAAACCACUUGGUGUCUCUCGCUUUCAACUUCUCUAGUCCAAGGUAUCCUCGUUGAUUGCUCCUUCGUCCCGCAGGGAGCGUGAUAAGGAUACGCCUCCCUCUGCCACCAACUCUUUCGUUCAUUCAUCUUGAUUCUCUCACAUUCAUGUACUUAAUCACUCGUUUUUCACUUAUAGUUUUUACAUUCGUGCAUUAACAUCUGUAUAAAACAAUAAAUAGAUUGUGAAUCCACCAAUAAGAGACAAGCAAUCAUUCUCCAAUUGUUUGUUUAGAAAGAUGAAGAAGUUAGGUAAAGAUUACAUACUCAUCGUCAAUCCAAUAUUUUAUUCGCGACACAUUCGACUCGUUUUAUCAUAACGAUGUUUUGUUAUCUCGACUCUAUACAUCAUCACUUUUAGAUACAACAAAACUUCCCAUCACAUGACGAGAUCUGAUUUAUCCUCGGUUCCUGAGCUUGUGGUCAACUUCGCCUCCUCCUAGUUACUUACUCUCUUCUUCGUCGUGUGUUUGUUUGUACGAUUUCCAUUUCUAUAUGGUUAAUUCCUCCAGAUGGAAUAUCUAUGAGGAAGACAAGGAAAGCCGCCAGCCAAACCUCUUCUUCCCUCAGCCACAUCUUAUAACAUCAUCACUAAUAGUACCCAUCCACAUUCCCACACUAAAUCCAAUACUCUCAACCAUUUCCUUUCAUCACCGCCGACAAAUGGCCCCCGCCGCCGCCGGCAACGAGGGAACCAAUAAAGACCACAUAGUCCUCAUCCCAUUCAUGGCCCAGGGCCACAUCAUCCCCUUCCUCGCCCUCGCCCUCCACCUCGAGCAGCGCCGGAACUGCGCCGUCACCCUCGUCAACACCCCUCUCAACAUCGCCAAGCUCCGCCGCUCAAUCCCGCCGUCCUCCUCCGUCCGCCUCCUCGAGAUCCCCUUCCGGAGCUCCGACCACGGCCUCCCUCCGGGGACCGAGAAUACGGACUCCUUGCCGUACGACCUCAUCCUCAAGUUCCUCAUCUCCUCCCUCCGCCUCGAACCCACCCUCUCCUCCCUCGUAGCCGACCUCGCCGCCGGCGAGGCCGGCUUCCCGCCGCCGAUCUGCAUCGUCACCGACAUGUUCUUCUCCUGGUGCGCCGACAUCUCCCACCGGUACGGGAUCUUCCACGCCGUGUUCAACGCCGGGGGAGGGUACGGAUUCGCCUGCUAUUACUCCCUCUGGCUCAACCUCCCGCACCGCCGGCAAAACUCUGUUUCCGACAGCGGCGAUGCAGGGGAAGAAAAAGACUCCGUUUUCGAGGAGUUUACCCUGCCAGAUUUCCCGGAAGCGUCGACGCUCCAUAUCACUCAGCUGCCCCCGUUCCUCCAAUCCGCCGAUGGAUCCGACCCGUUUUCGGUUUUCCAGCGGGUCGUCCUCUCGAAAUGGGCGAACGCCGACGCGAUUCUGGUCAACACGGUGGAGGGAUUCGACGGAUUGGGGCUGGAUUAUUUCCGGAGGAAGCUCGGGAAGCCGGUGUUUCCAAUCGGACCGGUUCUGCUAAAAAAUUCCCCAACCAAAACAGAUACCGGGAUGACGAAUUCGCCGGAGAUCUGUAAAAAUUGGCUCGAUUCGAAACCGGCGAGAUCCGUUCUAUUCGUCUCGUUCGGGUCCCAGAACACGAUUGCGGAAGCACAGAUGAAGGAGCUAGCAGUCGGAUUGGAAGCCAGCGGGACCAAUUUCAUCUGGGUAAUCCGUCCCCCGUUGGGAUUCGACAUCAAUUCGGAAUUCAGAGAUGAGGAUUGGCUGCCGGAGGGCUUCCCUGAGAGAAUCGAAGCGUCGGGGAAAGGAUUGUUGGUGAGGAGAUGGGCACCGCAAGUGGAGAUACUGAGUCACGAAUCCGUGGGCGGGUUUCUGAGUCACUGCGGGUGGAACUCGGUGCUGGAAUCGCUGAGCUGCGGGGUUCCGAUUCUCGGGUGGCCACUGGCGGCGGAGCAGUUCUACAAUUCGAAGGUUCUGGAGGAAGAGAUUGGGGUUUCUGUGGAGGUUGGGAGAGGGAAGGAAAUUGUGGUUAGGAGCGGGGAUUUGAAGGAUAAGAUUGAGAUGGUUAUGGUGGGUGGUGCAAAGGGGAAUGAGAUUAGGAGGAGGGCUAGUGAGAUUAGGGAGAUGAUUAAGGAUGCGGUUAACGAAGAUGGGGAGGGAAAGGGUUCGUCGGUGGAAGCCAUGGAUGAGUUCUUGAAUGCUGCAGUUGUGUUCAGAGGGAGGAAGAUUAAUGGCGGGAAAUCCGAGGCUUGAUUUAGUAAUUUUCUAGUGUGUUAGUCAAAUAAAGGAUAAGUUGGUUUCUGUGUAAUUUUGCUUCAUCAAUUUUAGACCGUUGCGUUGAUCCUUUGGAUUAAACGUUUUAUGCGAUUUUCUUAACCGUAUCUUAUUAGUGGGCCGGAGUUUCCCCAUCAUUUUCUCUCUGGCCCAACGUAAAUCUGUCGGAUAUGGAUCCAGCAACUCUUUUGGGCCUACAAGUUAUGGGCCGAGCUGCUAACCCAAAGCUGAUGCAUCUUCUUCAAGAAGCACUAGGAACUCCUACUCUCCAACUAAUCUUCUACCAUUCGAAUUGUAUCAAAGACUAGAAUAUGUCAAAAACAAGGAAAAUCACAAUCACUCUAUAACUUUUUUUUUAUACGAGGAGAAAUCUGUCUUGCGAUGAUGGUAAACUACGACAGUAUAAAUACUUGUCAAACUC
Messenger RNA from Linum trigynum, 2902 nucleotides. NCBI's taxonomy places the organism in Eukaryota, Viridiplantae, Streptophyta, Magnoliopsida, Malpighiales, Linaceae. The record is from the annotation of a GenBank genome assembly.